AUGGCCCCCAAGAACAUCAAAGAGAUCAUCGAGAUGGACGACGAGCCUUCACCCUCGUCCAGUGGAGCGUCUUCACCAGUCGUCGUCGGCAGCACUACUGUCAUUGAGAACCUCGUUGAACGUCUACAGAAGCUGGAGCGUAAGAGUGCUCGUCAAAAGUCAUGCAGUGACGUGGACAGCGACUCUGAGAGCGAAGCUGAAGAUGAGUCGAGCAAGAAGAAGCAUCACCACUCCGACAAGCCCGAGCACGACACCCUCGAGAAGGACCAAGACGACGACGAAGAGGAAACACCAAUCGAGACUGACCAUCAAGCACUGAUCAAAAAGCUCUACGAAGGCAAGUUGAAGUGCAAGUGCUGCACGAACUGGGUCUCAAAGUAUCCACAAGGCAUCGAGAAGCCCACCGAGCAAACCAAGGAGAGUUGGCGAAGUGCUGCUCUGCUGCUCCGCUACAAGAAGUCCCACAGCGACCUCGGAGAAGACCCAUUCCAGCUUCACUCGGUCACUAUCCAGAGCCCACACCUCAGGAAGCUGGCUCAAGAGGUUCUCCACGAUUAUCCUGCCAUCGACACGAGCCUUCAGAAGCUGGUGUUCAAGGCGCCGUUCUGGCCGUUCUAUCAUCGUUGGAAUCUUCUUGAAGGAUACAGGGCUUCUGUUUUGCAAUCUUCGACCGAUGGCGAAGAGGUCGGACAUGUCAAUACUCUCUAUGAUGUGUUGCAUGAAGAGCUGCGCGAUGCACUCGCCACUUCGAAGGAGCUGGCCGCUAAUGGUAACAUCGACUUUGACCUCCUGUGGACUAUCUUCCCACCAGGCUGCGUUGCCUUUGAACGUAUUGGCACCGUCGACCGAUGCUACCUCGUUACCGAUUGUGAGUAUGGUUCUAGCAAGAGGACUGAGGCAAGCUACUUCCUCGUCCACUUGGCAUACCUCGACUACGACGGCGACAUGUACGGCUGGACCAAGACGAAGACGUACAUGUUUGGGUUCAAGGAUGUCCGCCGCAUCUCGGAGCUUAAGCUGGUUCCUAAAGAGUAUCGACAAGGUGCCGACGAGGUCAUCAGCCGUUUGGUCGAGCGAGGCAACAAGGCCAAGUCGCUGGUCACUGGUGCGUACAAGGCUUACCGCGGCUUCAUCGACAACCACAAGUCGGAGCCUUGGGUUGAUGGCAGGAUCAUGGUCGACACUACCGAGUAUUACAAGAACAUGUCUUGCCGACACUUUGUCGCAAAUUUCUACCCCAUCGGACUUCAAUCAAUCGUCCCUGAGGGAGAAGUCUGCCUGGCUGGCACAGACGGCGAUGAUGUCGCCAAGAAUACGGUCAUCGAGGAUGUUCACAUUCAGCAACAACCCCCAUCAAAACCACACCCGGAUGACCUCAUGGACCCCUUCGCCAAUCUCAGCUUCCCACCGAUGCCUCCUAUGCCAUACUGCCCGCCAGACCAGCCAAGACUCAAGAAGAAGGGCAAGCGAUUCGGCAAGUCCCCCAAAGCGGCUGACUUCAGCUGGGCAUACCCUUCGGAGGACGAACCAACGCCAGAGGACGACGGACUCGGCACGGAUUCUACCGUUGCCACCUCCAUGGAAACCAUGCACGGCUGGACUCACUGCGUCUUCGGCAUCGAGCCAGAAGCCUUUUGUCCUCCCACUGUAGCUGGCUACUGCUUGACCACCAAGAUUUGGACAAGCUUUGCCGUCGAUAACAUCUUCGACAUCGAGUGGAACGACGUUGCAUUCGAGAAACUCGUCAUGCCCUCCCCUCGCAAGAGGCUGCUGAAGGCUCUUGUGCAAGAGCACAAGAAGCACAAGGACCAUUCUGAUGAUGUCAUUCGCGGCAAGGGUCAAGGUCUUGUGCUUCUUCUUGCGGGUCCUCCUGGUACGGGGAAGACGUUGACGGCGGAGUCGGUGGCGGAUAAGUUGCGGUUGCCGUUGUAUGCUCUGGAUGCUAACCAGCUUGGUGAAAGAGAGAAUAAUGAUUUUGAUCCUGAGAAUAUCGAGGAUGAGCUGAACAAAGUGUUCAAACUGGCUGCGGCAUGGGAUGCUGUCCUCUUGCUCGAAGAAGCAGAUGCCUUCUUAGAGCCACGAGUCGACGACGACGAUGCCCGGGAGAGGAACAAACGCAUCGCGGCCUUCCUCCGCGUCCUAGAAUACUACAAGGGAAUUCUCAUCCUCACCACCAACCGCUCCACCCACUUCGACGACGCCCUCUACUCCCGCAUCCACCUCACUCUUCGCUUCCCGUCCCUCGACGAAGACGCCAAGAAGGCCGUCUGGCGGAACUUUCUCGAUCCCGUUACUGUCGACAUUACGGAUCAGGAUUUUGAUGAGCUCGCGCAGGAGGAUAUGAAUGGAAGGCAGAUAAAGAAUGUGGUGAAGAUGGCAAGACUGCUGGCGGAGGCUGAGGAGGAGGAGCUGGGUGUGGGGCAUUUGAUGGAUGUCAUCAGCGUGAUCAAGGACUCAGACGCAGACGCCGAGGACGACGAUGACGAAAGCCAUAAUGACAGCGACAGCGACGCCGGAACCGAGCGUGACAGCGUCACCGGAGAGAAGAAGAGUGAAACUCCUACCCAUCCGAUCCACCCAGUCGACCCUUUCGCCAACAUGGGCAUGAAAGCCCCACCUCCCCCAGCGCCGGCGUACCCCUACACGAACCCAGCUCCGAACCCUUUCGCGACGCCGAAUCUCGACCGCCUCCCGCCGCCUCCUUUUGAACAAGGUGCCGAGAUGGUUCCGCAUGAUAGGCAUACGAUUAAGUUGCCGGCGGGGCCAGGGAGUAAGUGGUGUUAUAGUGUGUCGGUCGGAUAA
Fulvia fulva is the source of this 2802-nucleotide messenger RNA. RefSeq lists its product as uncharacterized. Gene Ontology annotation, molecular function: ATP hydrolysis activity; ATP binding. Lineage: Eukaryota; Fungi; Ascomycota; Dothideomycetes; Mycosphaerellales; Mycosphaerellaceae. The record is from RefSeq and is a predicted model, not a curated record. Bases 1 to 2802 code for a protein of 933 amino acids. The transcript has 2 exons.